This is a messenger RNA of Paramuricea clavata, 2483 nucleotides long. Lineage: Eukaryota; Metazoa; Cnidaria; Anthozoa; Malacalcyonacea; Plexauridae. The record is from the annotation of a GenBank genome assembly.
ACAAAAUGGCGGCUGCGUUAUAUGUAAAUUUUAGCACAUUUAUCGCUUUAUUUCUCGACUUGGUUAUAACUUGGAGAUGUGGGACUUUGCGUGAGAGGUAAGCAUUAUAUGAUCUUUCAUAUUAGCCUAAGUUGUUCUGAACUCUGACUUCCCCUUUAAAAAGAAUAAACCAUAAUCUUUGGCAUUUUGAAUUGCUGUUACAAGAUUUUCUUGUUGGUAUCUGCAAACUCCUGGAUAUGACAUUAACCCAAAUGUUACAUAAUUGUUACAAAUAUGGAGGUCCAGUGUAGCAUUCUACAAUAAGCUGUCGUGGUUUGUGUCUGAACUACCAGAAAAACAUAUCUGAAACAUGGUGGUCCAGUGUAGGUACUAGGUAGUAUUCUACAAUAAACUGCCAUGGUUUGUGUCUGAACUACCAUACUUAAAAAAGUAUUUCAAAUGUGGGGUAGAGUAUGGGUAGUAUUCCUUGAACAUAUACCUGUUUUAGAAGCCUCAAACACUUCACCCGUAUGGGGAGAUAUAAACUGUGACAACAAGUCAACAUCCUAUUUGGAGUAUGGAGAAACGAAAAUUUAGUAAACAUCGCAUAUAAUGAAAGAUGAUGCAAUUUAAAAUCAGCUAGUGUGUAAGUUUUUGAUUAAAAAACAAAUCUUUAAUAAACCUUAUAGUCAAGUUUAUAUUCACCAGCCAAGUACAGUCGACAUAUUGGACAGGGAUUGCCAGAGACUAUUUGAGACUCACCCUUGCCUCUCUGAAAAACAAAUGAAUAAAGAACAUAGUUAAAUAUAUUGGCUAAAUUAUCACUCAAUUAUGCUGCACAAUUUCUGAACUAUUCUGUACCUUUAUUGGAUGAAAAUAUUAUAGUAAAAAUAGACAUUGAUUGAACAAAAUGUAAAAUGUAUUAUUAUUAUUGUCACUGACAGUGUCUGUUUAUGCAUAUAUAUUCCUGUUUCUAUUUCCAACUAUUCCAUCCAACACUCAUUCAAAUUCAUCCGGUGAGAUGAAGUCAUGCAUAUGACAAAUGUUAUGUUGAGUUUCCCCAUUACAGUAUAUCCAGCCUCAUACUUUAAUAAUUUUGUUUUUUUCAGUGACCUUACUCAAGGUCACAGAGUGGCAGCGAAGCUGAAUGCUGGAGGAUGUUGGAUAAAUACAUACAACAUAUUUCGACCACAGUUCCCUUCUGGGGGCUUCAAGAUGUCUGGUAUCGGCCGGGAGAGUGGGUACGAGGGAUUCGACGCAUACACACAGAGCAAAGUAGUUUAUGUCGGCAAUGGGAAUGUGGAGACACCUUUUAGGAAAGUAGACUAUUAGAGUGAGGCGGUUUCUACAAAAACCCGAAAACUGACAAAAAAAAAACCGAGUGAACAGUUUUUUUUUAAAAAAAUACGUUCGAAAAUCGAAACUACAGUACAGUACAAAAGACACAACACACUAUACUCAGUACUCACACAAGAUAUUAAACGUAUGGUAUUUUGAAGACGUUAUCAAAUUUCAAACAAACUUUCUUUAGUUUUUUGUGUGUAAAUGCCGAAACAAACUCGUAUAAGUAUGGUUCGAUUUUAGUAAAAUACCAAUUUUUCUUCGGGUUUUUUUCCGGUUUUUCUCCAAAAGUAACAUUGAGUAUUUCGGUUUUCAAAAAAACAUCAGUUUUCUUGGUUUACCAAAAAAUCGCCUCACCCUAUAGAUUAUUUGGUCUAUCGAUCAACAUGAUGAAUGUUCUAGAAAAAGUUUAGUCAGCAUCACUUGCAUUUGAUGCCGGACAGCGAUUGAUAAAACAUUGCCUAAUUUCAUGCAUGUUAAUGUCAAGAAUAUUAAUUCGAAGGUUCAACUUAUUGCCAUAAAUAGACAAUAUAUGUUUUUACUGUAACUGUCAUUUCCAUCCUUGGAUGCAAAAAAGAACAGAAUGUAAAGAUAUGGGCAUCUCUCAUAAGCAGACACCUCUGAAAACAACGGAACAUCAAAGUUGAGGACAUGCGUAGCCACAGUGCAAUAAAAUGGCAUUAUUCCUGAGAAACGAGAGUUUCAGGCUGACUGUUUAAUGCUGUAGUGAUGUAAUCCAGCUGGCUUUACAUUUGAUUAAUGAUUUAGUGUAUCAUGUAGUUUACCUAUCAUGUUCUUUUCUUUUUCUUCUUUGGUGUUUCAUUACUGUUCUUCUGGGACUUUUUACCUUUCUUUUUUGAUUUUUCUGAACUAGCAGUUGCUGAUCUCUUUAACUUUGUCUUUGAUCCUCUUUUCCUAUUUGAUGUUUCUUUAUCGUUUUCUAAAGUACCAUGAUAAAUGAUGUUAAAUUAACUGCAGUACAAACUGCUAUUACAUUCUACUCAAUCUUUACUAUACCAGUAUUCAUGUUUAUUGAAGUGAAGGAACUGAUUCAGAAGAAAACGCCAGAAUAGCUAGCAUGGUCUAUAUUAAAGACAUUUGCUAGUUUGGGAACAAGUGAUACAUGUAUCAGAUAUUUUUCUCCAUGAUAGUUAGUGGCGGAC